Molecule: messenger RNA, 3540 nt
Organism: Cordyceps militaris CM01
Lineage: Eukaryota; Fungi; Ascomycota; Sordariomycetes; Hypocreales; Cordycipitaceae
Product: SH3 domain protein
Exons: 2
Coding region: 1-3540 (1179 amino acids)
Biological process (GO): protein transport to vacuole involved in ubiquitin-dependent protein catabolic process via the multivesicular body sorting pathway
Cellular component (GO): ESCRT-0 complex
Molecular function (GO): protein binding
Source: RefSeq, a predicted model, not a curated record
AUGGUCGCUCCCUUCCGAGUCAAGGCUCUCUUCGAGUACACCUCGCCCCAUGAUGAUGAUCUCAACUUCCCUCUCGGCCAAGUCAUGACCGUCACGGAGGAGGAGGAUGACGAGUGGUACGGUGGCGAAUACGUCGACGAAGACGGAGUCAAGAAGGAAGGCAUCUUCCCUCGCAACUUUGUCGAAAAGUUCGAACCUACACCACCUCCCCGCCCUAUGCGGACACGAACAAAAAAACCCGACGAUGCCCCAGCUCCCCAGCAACAGCCCAAGCCCGAGCCAGAAAAGCCAGAGCCGGUGCUGGUGACUGCUGCCUCUCCAUCCACUCCGGCAGCCCUUCCUCGGGAUGAGCCCGAGCCCGAACCCGAGCCGGAAGUAGAGGUUCCAAAAUCUCCGGAGCCAAGGUCGCGACCAGUGCCCGUGCCUGUCGCAGCGGCCGCACCCCCAAAAGCUCCUGCCACAAACACCGCACAGCCUCCCAAGCCUGCUCCGCGCGAGGCACCAGCAGCCGCUCCCGCCCCAACCCCGAAACCGAAGUCUUCCGGACCCCCGCCCGUUGUCGAUAAGCCGAGCAGCAGCUCAUUCAAAGACCGCAUUGCCGCUUUCAACAAACCCGCGGCCGCGCCUGUCGCACCGUUCAAGCCCGGCGGCCUUGGAGGUUCAAGCUUUAUCAAGAAGCCAUUUGUACCCCCGCCCCCCAGCCGCGACGCCUAUGUUCCCAUUCCACGGGAGCAGGUGACUCAAAAGAUUUAUCGUAGAUCCGAAGACCCCGAGAUUAGAGAGCAGGAGGCCCAGAACCAAGAACAGGCUGAAAAGGCUGGGUUGUUUCCGACCGAGACUAAACAGGAAGCCGGUGACGAAGAAGAAGAGCAGCCCAAGCCAACCAGCCUCAAGGAACGUAUUGCUUUGCUCGCCAAGCAACAGCAGGAGCAGGCCCAGCGACACGCAGAGGCCGCCGUCAAGAAGGAAAAACCCAAGAAACCGGCCAAGAAGAAGCCCGAAGUACCGGGUGGUGAACCCCUUGAGGAUGUCGAUGUCGCCGAUCUCGCACCGCUCGAAAGGAGAGAUACCGAAACCACAAUUGGCCGUACUUCUCUUGAGGAGCAAGCACCUGCCCAGGCUCCACCACCAAGACGCAAGGCAUCUCGCGGUCCCGCUGCCGAAUCUCCACGCGACGGUAAUGAGGCGGAUAUGUCUGGAGCCGGCGAUACUACAGAGGGCCAAGAUGAUACAUCGGAGCGUGAAGAAGAAGGUGAAGCAUCACAGCGUCGUACUUCAGAGACCGCCCCUACCUCUCCGACUCUGAGCCGUGCUCCUGCAGCCAAAGACGAUCGACAUAAGGUCACUGAAGAAUCGCAGGCUGAAGAGGCUGAAGCAGAAGAAGAGGAAGAGGAGGAGGAAGAUAUGGAUCCUGAAGUCCGACGUAAGGAGGAGCUCCGUGCAAGAAUGGCUAAAAUGAGCGGUGGUAUGGGUUUCCACGGCAUGUUUGGUGCUCCGAUCCCCCCCGCGGGUGGUCUACCGAAGAGAAGCAAGCCAGAAAAGGCCCCCAAAGAGGAUGCAGAGAGCCGUCCAGAUGAUACGCAGCGCUCUGCGCCUCCAAUUCCGACACCCAUGGCACUGCCCGGUAUCGGAGGUCUGAAGAAAUCACAGGAGCGCGAAACUGAACAAGACGACGACAAUGAGCCGACCCCCAGCUUGCCGUCGCCACCUACUGUGCCUAGCAGGGCGCCAGCCAUUCCCAAGCUAAACGACGCUGAUGCCGACCAGGAAGAGAGUGAUGACGACGGUGCUACCCCAGGUCCUGCCUCUCGCUCAGACGCGCCGCGUGCUCCUCCGGUGCCGAGCGGGCGUCCUGCGCCGCCACCUGUUCCCCCAGAGCCACCACGGCCGCCCGUUUCACCCCCUGUGCCAGCCAUCAGGUCUGCGACCGAGGGCUCCGAGUCAGACGAUGAGCUCUCUGCGGGAAGGGAUCAAUCCGACCCCAUGUUAGCACAAUCACCGCGACUUCCGUUGCGAUCGCCACCUCUGUCCCCGCGGUUUGCAGAGCCCCCGUCUGCGAAUAAGCGAAACAGCCGACCGCCUCCUCCUAUCCCGGGCGUCGCGUCGAUGUUGCCCCCUGCUGCAAGCCGACCACCCCCGCCUCCGCCUCCGGGUGGCGUCAGUCGUCCGUCGAUGACUGCUGAUAUACCUCCCGUUCCACCAUCCAGACCUUUAAAAGCAGGGGAUGAGGCUGGUGAGGAAAGCACAGAGUACGAGGGUGACUAUGACACUGAUAUUGCAUCUUCAGUCCCCCACAAGGACGCAUUGAAAGCCCAUGCUCGUGAUUCAAGUGUGGACGAUAGCCUACUUCAGUCACCCACGACUGAGGUCCCUGCAAGCCGCCCUCCGCCCAUCCCGCCAAACUCACCACCUCGUGCUAUUCCGCCACCGGUACCGGCAAUUUCCCCGGUAGAGAAUAAGCGGCGAUCUGUUGAUAUACCUCGCGCAGCUCCACCACCACCACCAGCUGCGGCUCCACCGUCUGAGGAUUCCGAUCCCUAUAGCUACGCCUCCCCUCCGAUAGGCGCCAGCUCAAGUAGAACCCCGAAGAUUGCAGAAGAAGCCUACUUUGCAGAUCCGGGUGUUUCGCCCACUGCGACUGCAACCACUGGACGACGCCUGCCACCCCCACCAGCAGCCGCGAGCGGCCGCACAUCCAUGGAAGGUACACGCACAAGCACCAGUAAUAGGCGCUCCGUUGAUCUCCAUAGACAGUCACUGGAAUCUGGGUUCAUUGCCAACGAUGUUGAUCUGGCUGUUCAAAGUGGUUGGUGGAAGCAGGCAGAUCAGCUACCCCCCGUGCUACAAGGUCGCCGCGAUAUUUUCUUCGAAUCGGAGGAAUCGACCACGAAUAACCAAGGCGCGAAAACGAUUAUUACACGCGGAAUCUUUGUUCUAUACCAAGACUACUCGCAGACCAUCAUCACCGUCCGAUUCGAUCCCUAUGCCCCUGCCGAUGUUGAGCUAAGCCAGAAGCACGAAGGUCCUCCCCGCACACUCCGCCAAGACGAGAUGGAAGAAUUUCAUGACAGAUUUGGUCGUCAGAUUGUCGAGGUCGCAAGUACCAAAAAAGACACCGUUGUCGGCGAUGGCUCACCGCAAAGUCUGGUUCUCGAGCUACUCCGUCCCUUGAAGGGUGCUCUGUGGCCCGUGGGCACCCGCGCGUACGGCGCCCUCGUCUACUCCAACAUGGCCAAUGCCUCGACGCAGCAGCACGACGUCAUCCGCCCCGGCGACAUUGUGUCGUUUCGCAACAGCAAGUUCCAGGGCAAGCACGGCGCCAUGCACGCCAAGUACAGCGCUGAGGUGGGCAAGCCGGACCACGUGGCGAUUGUGGCCGAGUGGGACGGCACCAAGAAGAAGCUGCGUGCCUGGGAGCAAGGCCGCGAGAACAAAAAGGUCAAGUUGGAGAGCUACAAGCUGGAUGAUCUGCGCAGCGGCGAAGUCAAGGUGUGGCGCGUCGUGGCGCGCAACUGGGUGGGAUGGAACAGCCAGCCUUAG